AGCAUAAUAAAAUUAUUCGAAUUAUUUGAACAACGAACUUAAUAUAAUUCAGAAAUCAAAUAAAUCACCAUAUUGCUAUAGAAAUAUAAUUUCUUUCUUAGAAACAUAUAAACAUAUUCAUUGACAAAAACCACAGAUAAGAACAAGAAAAUGUUUCUUUAAUAUAGAUUUUGCUUUAGCUUUAAUUGAGCCUGAGAUAUUAUAAAAACUUAUUUUUUUUACGUUUACUCAUCCUAGAAUCAAGAUACCGAGAACAGUGUCAAAACGUAAUAAUUUCAGUUAUAACACUAUUCUUAUACAUUUACGUGCUCACACGCUGUUUUCAAUAAUGAAUAAUAUAAAUAAGCACUAAUUAAAUCGUAUAAUGUUGAUAGGAUUGUGCUGACUUUCAUAUUUUAUUCAGCAAAAGAAGCGUGUUAGACGUGACUAUAUUUGAUAUAUGAGAUACAUCGGAUUUAUGUUAGAAGGUGUAAUGGUAAUAUUCGCCGUCGACGCCAUCUCAGUCACUCACCUAAUUUCAGUGUUUCACUAUCCGCGUCGGCAUUAUUUUACAUUAUGAUAAAGAUUAUAGUAAUAUUUGCAACUGUCAACAGCUUGGUAUAUGGCGACGUUAAUACAGCUUUAUCGUGUGCAAAGAUUAAUGUUAAAGAAUGUCAAGGUAUCGGCUAUAACUACACUACGUUAUCCAGCCGCAGAGACAUAUCCAGACAGAAGUCUUUCUCAGAUAUUAUGACGAAUGUUCAUCCGUACGUAAGAUCAGAGUGCUCUCCACAAUUUGACUUCCUUUUGUGCACUGCCUACUUCCCCAUGUGUAUCGAUGGUAAACCACCCAUCGGCCCAUGCAGGGCUUUCUGUCAGAAGGUUAGAGAUGACUGCGAGGUUGUCCUGAAACUGUCGGGACACAAAUGGCCAGAAGAUUUGGACUGCUCGCGAUUUUAUGGGGAAAAUGAUCAUAUGAAUUUGUGCAUUGUGUCAAAUAAGUUUUGUGUAGUGUAAUAAAGUUGGCUGUGAUUUGAAAUCUUGUU
This is a messenger RNA of Diatraea saccharalis (sugarcane borer), 1025 nucleotides long. NCBI's taxonomy places the organism in Eukaryota, Metazoa, Arthropoda, Insecta, Lepidoptera, Crambidae. The record is from the annotation of a GenBank genome assembly.